Lactuca virosa is the source of this 2285-nucleotide messenger RNA. NCBI's taxonomy places the organism in Eukaryota, Viridiplantae, Streptophyta, Magnoliopsida, Asterales, Asteraceae. The record is from the annotation of a GenBank genome assembly.
AUGAGAAAGGGGACAUCGCCUUCCUGGAAAUGGAAACGAAGAAAUCUGCGUAAUUAUCAAAAUCAACAAUCUAUUUCUGGACUCGAAUCAAUCAAAAAGAUUUCAUGCUGAUUUUACUCAAGUCGUUAAAGAUUCGAAUCAAUCUUCCUCUGAUGUAGUAGGAGUAGGACCUACCUUUCUCCCUUCCCCUUCCCAUCCAAUCGCCGCCGCGCCGCACCCACAAUGUUCGAACCCAUCAAUAGUCCUCCCACCAUCGCCGCCGUCACCGUCAACGGUGGUCCCAAGCGCUACAAAUCAAAACAGCCGCCUCUUACCGUCCAUGCCGGCUGCACCUGCUUCCGCCUCCUCUGCCAUGCUUCUCGCAUUGGCGGGGUCAUCGGGAAAUCCGGCGUUAUCAUCAAACAGUUGCAGCAGGAAACCUCAGCCAAAAUUCGGGUCGAGGACCCGCCUCCUGAUUCCGACGACCGUGUGAUCACUGUCAUCGCCAACAGCGCAGCGAACAAAACAAUAUCAUUCAUUGAACAUAAUAAUCAACUAAACAAAAAUUCUGAUGAAGGUAGUGGAUAUAGUGAGGUUUCAGCAGCACAGGAGGCGUUGGUUAAGGUGUUUGAGAGGAUUUUACUUGUUGCUGCGGAGGCCGAUGGAGGGUAUUUUGCCCCUGGGGGAGUAGCUUCGUGUCGAUUACUAGCCGAUAAGAGUGUUAUCGGGUCUGUGAUCGGGAAAGGGGGGAAAGUGAUCGAGAAGAUCAGGAAGGAUACUGGAUGUAGGGUUAGGAUUUUAGUUCAAGAUAAGCUUCCUUCAUGUGCACUUCCUACAGAUGAAAUGGUCGAGAUUGAGGGUGAUAUUUUGGCCAUUAAAAAGGCACUUAUUGCUGUGACUCGUUGCAUUCAAGAUUGCACCCAUGCUCAAAGUCAAAAGACAAGGGGAGUUGUAGGUAGGACCCACACUACAGCUCCAUGGGAUCUCAUACCCAAUGGGAUUUCCAAUUCCCCCACACACACACACUCAGACUUUGACUUGCCUCCACCACGAAGUCAAGGUCAAGGUUUUCACCUUCACCCUCACCCUCACCCCCCAACAUCCAUAGAUGCUGACAUGGAAUCCCAGAAGGAAAUAGUUUUCAGGAUUCUGUAUUCCAGUGAUAAAGUGGGUAGCUUGAUAGGCAAAUCAGGGACAAUCAUUCAAGCCAUUCAAAACGAAUCAGGUGCCCAUAUAGCAAUUGGAGCUCCCGUUUCUGAUUGUGAUGAAAGAUUGAUCACCAUUUCUGCAAUGGAGAGUGCAGAGUCAAGAAACUCAGCUGCACAAAAUGCAGUGAUUCUUGUAUUCAAUAGGUCUGUUGAGUCUGGGUUUCAAAAGGGGAUGGAUAUGGCAUCAAGUGGGGCCCAGGUUUCUGCUAGACUUGUGAUUUCACAAAACCAAAUGGGUUGUCUGUUGGGUAAAGGUGGGUCCAUAGUUGCAGAUAUGAGAAAGGUGACUGGUGCUUUUAUAAAGAUAGUUGGUGAUCAUCAAGUUCCUAAGUGUGCACCUGAAACUGAUCAAGUAGUGUUGAUGACAGGAGAGAUGAUAAAUGUACGAGAUGCUUUAUACAGUGUUACUGGAAGACUAAGAAACAACUCAUUCUCAAAUAAAAUGUCAAAUAGCCAUGGAACUGGAACAACCAAGGGCACAUAUACACAUCAUCAAUCUUGUGUUGCCACGUCACAUUAUCCUAAUCAGCAUAAUACUAAUUUAACUCAAGCUAUGGAUAAUCUCAAAGUCUCAAGUAGCAGCAUAGAUCGUCCUCUGACACCUGGACAAUGGCACCUUCCGGUGGGACAGGAUAUUAGCACAGGGUCAACUUCUUUAGGUAGAUCUGCUAUAGUGAGUAACAUGAGUGUGGAAAUUCUAGUACCCCAAACUGUCAUUGCUUUGGUUUAUGGGGAGAAUGGAAGCAAUCUCACUCGUUUAAGACAGAUUUCAGGUGCAAAAGUGGUAGUGCAUGAGCCACGUUCAGGAACAAGUGAUCACAUUGUGGUUAUUUCGGGUACUCCCAAUGAAACCCAAUCUGCUCAGAGUCUCCUUCAAGCAUUCAUACUUGCAGACCAAUCAUAACAAACAACCAAAAUCACACAAUUUAUUUUACAUACAGCAAGUUAAAAAAGUAAUUUCAUUACAUCUUUUGUCUUUUUGAAACUAAGCCCCAAUGAAUUCAAAGUAACUGUAAACAUCCCGUAAGUUAUAGCAUCUUGUAUUAUAGACAUUGGAGGGUUUUGGUCUAACAUUCAAGAAAAGUAAAACAUGAAAAA